Molecule: messenger RNA, 607 nt
Organism: Brassicogethes aeneus
Lineage: Eukaryota; Metazoa; Arthropoda; Insecta; Coleoptera; Nitidulidae
Source: the annotation of a GenBank genome assembly
UAUGGCGUCUGUCACGAUCUAGAAAUCAAAAAAAUAAACAAAUACAGGAUUUGUCAAGCUCGGAGAUUUACUUUUGGCUGUAUUUUUGAGAAUAUUGGAGACUGAAAAUGGGUAGUUAUGGAAAAGCGGUAAUGACAGGAUUUAUUUGUCGUUUGUGCUCAGAACAAAAAAAAAUUGUCAUACACUUGUAUAGUUCUAAGGCCAAAGAAAUGGGUUUGAUGGAAAAAAUCAGAUUAUUGCCCAUAACAGUUGAGAAAUAUGAUAAUUUACCUAAAACUAUUUGUGAGGCUUGUAUUAGCAGACUGGAAAUGCAAUUUAAUUUAGUGGUAAAAAUUAGGAAGACGGAUGCUAUACAGCGCAGUCACACUUUGCUACAUAGUAAUGGUCGAUGCCCAGUUGAAUGUCCUUUGCACAGAACGGCUGGGCCUUCAACAGGAAAAUAAUUAGUAGUAUAAGUGUAAAUAUAUUUAUUUGUACAUAAAUAAGAUGUGUUUUUUAUGAUAAUUAAGAUUAUUGUAGCUUAUUUUUGCAUAAACUUAGUAAGUUUCCUUUGUUCUUUGACAUUUUGAGGAAUUUGUAAAUUUUUUAAUAAAGAGUAUUAGUAAAG